Messenger RNA from Osmerus eperlanus (European smelt), 1886 nucleotides. It is a transcript of the gene panx3, whose product is annotated as pannexin 3. Gene Ontology annotation, cellular component: plasma membrane. NCBI's taxonomy places the organism in Eukaryota, Metazoa, Chordata, Actinopteri, Osmeriformes, Osmeridae. Gene Ontology annotation, biological process: positive regulation of interleukin-1 production; monoatomic cation transport; cell-cell signaling. The record is from RefSeq and is a predicted model, not a curated record. Gene Ontology annotation, molecular function: wide pore channel activity. The transcript has 5 exons. Bases 93 to 1487 code for a protein of 464 amino acids.
GGACGGUGCCUCGGUGUCUCACGUCAUUCAAUCACUGGAUUUCUAUUCUGUCUUCGGUCUCGGGAGCUAGCUGACGCACUGAAGGUGUCAAAAUGUCAAUCGCCAACGCGGCCGCCACGGCCAUGUUGUCCGACGCGCUGCUCCAGGAGAGCUCUGUCUCGGGCGCCAACCGUCUGAUCCACCUGGAGCUCGAGCUGCCGCUGGACAAGGUCAUCAAGUUCGUCUCCGUGGGCCUGCCGCUGCUGCUCGUGUCCAUGGCUUUCGCCCGCGAGAUCUCCGUCGGACCACAAAUUACCUGUUUUCCACCCAACAACUUCACGGUGAAGCAGGCAGUGUACGUGGACACCUACUGCUGGGACUCCCUCAUGCACCACGAGUCUGACGUCAACGGAAACUUCGAGGAACGAUCCUUAUGGGUCCACAAAAUGUUCCCCUACUCUCUCCUGGCCAUGGCCAUGCUGAUGUACCUGCCUGCUCUGAUCUGGCGGUACCUGGCCAUCCCCAGCCUGGGCUCAGACCUGCUCUUCAUCAUUGACGAGCUCGACAAGUCCUACAACCGCUCUGUGCGCCUGGCGCAGAACAUCCUGGACAUGAGACAGAACACAGAGAAUCCCCUGACCUUCCAGGCGGAGCUGGACAGGGCAAAGAGGAAGCGGUACUUUGAGUACCCCCUGCUGGAGAGAUACAUGCAGUGCAAGCAUGGCUCCUACUUCCUGGUCAGCAUGCUGUUCCUGCGUGGCUUCCUGUUGCUCAUCUUCCUCUCCGCUUCCUGUCUGUACCUGGUAUACUUCCACCUGUCUGCCUUCCUCCAGGAUGAGUUCAGCUGUUUCGUGCGUACCGGCCUGCUCCGGGACCAGAGCUGGGUCCCAGAGCUGGUCCAGUGUAAAAUGACCGGCCAGCUAGUCUUCCAGGUCAUAAGCGUCGCUAACGGCGCCAUCUACGUCCUGCUGGCGCCUAUCGUCCUGUUCAGCCUGGUCCGUCUGUUUGUUUGGGACACGACCUUCCUGUCCGUGUACGAGGUACUUCCUGCUCUGGGCCUGAUCAGCGGGCAGAAGCUGGGCUGCCCUCUCAACGACCUCAACGUGCUUCUUCUCUUCCUGAGAGCCAACGUGGCGCACCUGCGCUCCUACGGCAGGCUGAGGGCCUUGUGCUCGCUGACGCCGCCGCAGGUGGGGAGGGGGAACUGCGAGGCGAGACCGGGAAAUGGAAUCGUGAGCCUGGAAGACGCGGAGGAGAGGGAGGAGGCGGCACGGGAGCUGAAGGAGGAAGUGGAGGAGGCCAGGGAGGAGGGGAAGCUGAACCUGGUGGACAUCAUGACCAUCCUGGGUGCCGCCAGGGGAAACGCUGUGAACUGCAGCGAGGGGAUGCCGGUCGUGGAGGAGAAUAUGACCCUCGGUACCGUAACACUCAUCUAUUCUCUCAAACGCAUUCUGCUCAUCUGCAUUUUUGUCUAUAUCAUUUGGGAUGUUCAAAAAAUAAUCAAGUGAGGCUUUGUUUGUGACGGCAGAUGAUCACGGACGUACUCUUGUCAAGUGUUCCACGGUGUAAUCAAUUAUCCUUUUAAAGGCUUCCCAUACUUGUUGAAUAUCCAGAUUCAUUAGACAGUGAACGAGUGGAAACAGUUUUGAUACAGAACAAACUUCCAAGCUGCAAAGAAUCCAGGCUACGAGAGAACUCUGGGGGGAUCCAAACAUCUCUCAGUAACUGUAACAGAACGCUCUAGGGUUUGUCCAGUCAUCUAUAUUUGGUUUGGACUUGGUUUGGUUUCAUGUAGAACAUUCUGACAUGUUUGGCGAUACACAAUGAGGUUGUUAUUUUAAAAGAGGCUUUUUAGAGCAACAGCCACCUCAGAAGAUUGUGGUACUUCCCGCAUCUAAUACCCCUCU